UAACCAAAAUAGAUGAAAAAAAAUAUAUUCUUUAAAAACUUUAGACCCGUGCAUGGCACGGUGAAUUAUCUACUAUUUCUGCAUUGCUGGGAAGCAACUGAGAAUUUGUCGGCAAUGGCUUUUUGACUUUGACGUCGACUUGGCGCAGUAGGAAAAAGAUUCUUGGUUCAAUAUCAAGAAGAGAUGAUAAUUGUACAGCUAGGCCUCAAGAAUCUCUGAGCUUUUCCUUUCACCAUGUCCACUGAAUUCGCAGAUUUUGCCCAGCAGAGAUGGAGAUACGAUGUGUUCCUCAGCUUCAGAGGUGAGGACACUCGCAGGAACUUUACCAGCCACCUCUAUUACCCCCUGGAAGAAUACGGUUUCAACGUAUUCAUGGAUGAUACCGAACUUCCCAGAGGAAAGGACAUAUCAUCCCAACUCACAGAGGCCAUCAGGAACUCUAGGAUGUCCGUGAUUGUCUUCUCAGGAAGCUAUGCCAGUUCAAGAUGGUGUCUCCAGGAACUAGGGGAGAUAUUGGAAUGCAUGAACUCCAUUGGGCAGAUAGUUCUUCCUGUAUUUUAUGACAUCGAUCCUUCCAACGUGAGAAGACAGUCCGGGAGUUUUGAGAAAGCAUUUAUGGAGCUUGAAUCGAAGGCUGCAGGCGCUUGGCGGGCAUUCCUUCGGUCCUUCCCGCUAUUCCGCGAAACUUCUACCUCGUACGACCCUUCUGAGGAAACCCCACUACUAAACGGAGUCUUCAAUGUCACGACACAAAAACAACUCACUCCACAACCCCUAUUAUGGGCCUAG
Molecule: messenger RNA, 789 nt
Organism: Punica granatum (pomegranate)
Lineage: Eukaryota; Viridiplantae; Streptophyta; Magnoliopsida; Myrtales; Lythraceae
Source: RefSeq, a predicted model, not a curated record